Molecule: messenger RNA, 714 nt
Organism: Amphimedon queenslandica
Lineage: Eukaryota; Metazoa; Porifera; Demospongiae; Haplosclerida; Niphatidae
Exons: 4
Coding region: 13-618 (201 amino acids)
Source: RefSeq, a predicted model, not a curated record
GGUAACUGUUCAAUGGUAGAUGAAAAUGACAUUGAUAUUCAAAGAUUACAGUUCUCUAAUUCAACCCUUUGCACAACAUUUAUUAACAUUACUGGUCUUGAUGAUAUGUCGUGUUAUGUUUUUGGUGUACGUUCAUACACUGUUAAUAGAUAUGGAAAAUGGACAGUUAUUGCUAAUGAGACAUUAACUCUACCACCACAGCCAUCAACUAGUAAAAUUUUCACAACAUCAGUUCAAUUAGAUACUUCUAGCUCAUCAACUGGGUAUUGUUCAAUAAAUUGUCCUUUAUGUAACUCCACUUCAGUUGUAACUGCUACUCCAGUUUCAGUAAUCCCAUCAACUCGUGAUACAUCCAAUAGCAUUAUUGCUCUCAGUGUGUUAGUGGGUAUAUUGUGUUGUCUAUUAACUGUCAGUAUCAUUAUUAACAUCUACUGCUUUAUAAGGAAGAAGAGUUCAUAUACUGUUAAUAAGAAGCAAACCAAAGUUGAUGAUGAUAUUGCAAUGCAAGUAUGUGAACCAUACGAAAUUCACAAGACUAAACAAAGUGAAGAGAAUGAAGGAGUCUAUGAUGAAUGCCAAACAUCACCUGAUGAUGUUUAUGAACAUAUGCCACAAUAAAUGUAACAGUUUAAUAUACAGCAGAGUAUUGUUGAAAUUUUUCCAUUAUAGUUUUAGUAUAGCAUAGUUGAUAUUGCAUAAUAGAUUUAAGAAGGC